AUGGGCUGGUGCUGGUUCCAUCUUGGCGAGUACCGUCGCGCGUUGGAACAAUAUCUGCAGCUCCGCUCACGUGAAAAUCUGGACUCGCGUAUCGCUGAUAAUAUGGCUAUUGACCUCGCUGUAUGCUAUUUUUAUUUAGGGAUGUACAAGGAGUCUCAAGAAGCAAUUGAGGAGGCGCCUAAAUGCGCUAUUAAGAACCGCCUGCAAUUACACUUGGCACAUAAGCUGGGCGACGAGGAGUCGCUGGUGCAGGCACACGCAGCGCUGAGAGACGUAUCUGAGGACCAGCUUAGUCUAGCCGCGGUGCAUUAUUUACGAGCGCACUACCAGGAGGCCAUCGACGUGUACAAGAAGCUUCUGCUCGAGAGAAGAACAUACAUGGCGCUUAACGUUUACGUGGCGUUAUGUUACUAUAAGCUGGACUACUACGACGUAUCGCAGGAGGUCCUGGGGGUGUACCUGGCGCAGCAUCCCACUUCAACCAUAGCUGGCAAUCUUAAGGCGUGCAAUUUAUUCAGGUUAUACAACGGAAAGGCAGCUGAAAACGAAUUGAAACAAAUCGCCUCCGAUCAGCACACCUUUGGCCAGGAAUUGGUCAAACACAAUAUGAUUGUGUUUCGGAACGGAGAAGGCGCGCUAAAGGUGCUGCCGGAGCUAGUGGACGUGGUGCCCGAGGCGCGGCUGAACCUGGCCAGUGUGCGUUUGCGGCGCGGCGAAGCGCUGGAGGCGCGCGAACUGCUGCGGCCCCUGGAGCCCAGCGCACCGCUGCACUACAUACUGCAAGCCGUAGUCGCAGUGCGCCUGUACAACGACACUGGUGAUGAGGAGCAAAUGAAAAUAGCGCAGCAGAACUUCCACAUAGUGGGCAGCUCGGCAUCGGAAUGCGAUACGAUCCCCGGCCGACAGUGCAUGGCCUCCUCCUACUUCCUGGCCGGCCAGUUCGAUGAGGUGCUCGUGUAUCUCAACUCUAUCAAGAGCUUCUUUGUGAAUGACGACACGUUUAAUUUUAAUUACGCACAGGCCAAAGCUGCUACGGGGUUCUACCGCGAAGCCCAGGAAUGUCUCUUGGCUAUUCAGGACGAGGAGAUUCGGAGCUCCUUCACGUAUCUCUCGUGCCUGUGCCGGUGUCACGUCAUGAACAAGGAGGCCAAUCUCGCCUGGGAAAUCUGUUCUAAGGCGUCCGGGAGUCCGGACGGCUUUGCUCUGCUGCAGCUGGUUGCGAAUGACAGUUACCGCAUGGGUCAGUUCCUAGUCGCGGCGAAAGCAUUCCACGCGCUCGAUAAGCUGGACGGUGGUCCGGAGAUGUGGGAGGGUCUACGCGGCGCGGUGUGCGGCGCGGCGCAGGCGGCCGCCGCAGGUGCGCCGGGCGCGGCCGCCGCCCUGCGCGAAGCACUCGCACUGCUGCGGGGCCCGGGCUCACGUCCCGGCGCUGAGCACAUCGUGAGGCCCAUCACGAAAUGGGCGCAGCAGAACAGGAUACCGGUCUGA
Parnassius apollo (apollo) is the source of this 1488-nucleotide messenger RNA. The record is from the annotation of a GenBank genome assembly. NCBI's taxonomy places the organism in Eukaryota, Metazoa, Arthropoda, Insecta, Lepidoptera, Papilionidae.